Messenger RNA from Triticum urartu, 2261 nucleotides. RefSeq names its product F-box/kelch-repeat protein At1g57790. The record is from RefSeq and is a predicted model, not a curated record. NCBI's taxonomy places the organism in Eukaryota, Viridiplantae, Streptophyta, Magnoliopsida, Poales, Poaceae. Gene Ontology annotation, molecular function: protein binding.
UUAUUUUACAAAUACCCGCAAGCACAUGCUCCUGAUCAUACUGACAACAAGUUGUAUCCAUGAACAAAAUCCACUUGAACUUACGAAGGGAGUUCAGUAAUAACGGGAAUCAUCAAGUUCCAAAUCUUGAGGAGCUCAAAUGCAAAUGUGUGAAGCCACCCGCCAAGCAAAUAUUCUAAUCUUCUGUGGGACAUUAGCUUUUCAAAUAAUAUUCCAGAUCCUCCUUUCCCCGUUUACUGCUACACUAGAAUUUCCCAGAUUAACCUUGGAGUCCAUGAGAUUCUGUGCAAGCAUGUACGCACUCUUAACUGAAAACAUGCCACUUUUCUCAUGAUGCCAGGCACAAAGUUGCACUUGCGGAGUUGAAUUUGGAAGCAGGACUGGGUGCUAUUUUUUAAAAAAAAAUCUUGAAUUUGAAAUUUGAAAUUUAUAAGGGGAGGUGUUAGAGGCGGGGUCGGUCUGGGUCCGGUCCAGGAGGUAGGAGUAUUGUUUGGACGGACCGACUCGUCGUCUGGCCUGGCCUGGCCGUGAGAUAAAAAUUCCUUCUUUGUCGUCUCUGCUCUGGAGUUCAUCAAUGGCGGAUACAUACCGAGCAGGGGAGGGGAAGCAGAUCGGGACCGGGAUGCUGGAUCGGGCCAAGAGGGCGCCGCCGCCGGCAGCCGCCGAGAGGAGCGCCAAGAAGCCCUGCUGCCACCGCGGCCCAAGCGUGCCGGAGAUCUCCUCCCUCCUCUCCUCGCUCUCCGUCGCCAAGCGCCACUCCCCGGCCGCCGUCCACGACCACGACCACGCCCCCCUCAGCAAGCGGCCCCGUUACGACCACCACCAUGACCUCGACGCCCGGAUGCGAGGACUGGAGAUCAGCUGCGAGACGACGCAAGACAUGGAGGAGCAGGAGCAGGGGCCGGACUGGGCGGGCUUCCUGCCGGAGCUGCUGGGCCUCAUCUGCGGCCGGCUCCCUCUCGCCGACGUGCCGCGGUUCGGCGCCGUCUGCAGGCACUGGCGGUCGUGCGCGUUCCCGGUGUACCCGGCCGACGCCGCGCCCGUCCUGCUCAGCGCCACGCUCACCGCCGCCGGCGCCGUCCGCUGCUACAGCCCGCACCUGCACAGGACGUUCGUCCUCGCCGCGCCUCCCCUGCCCGAGGGCGGCAGGGUCUUCUCGGCGGGCGCCGGCGGGUGGGUCAUGCUCAAGACGCCGGGCAGGACCGUCGUGUUGGCCAACCUCCUGGACGGGUCCGUGCACGAGACGCCCGAGCGGGAGGGCGACGAUCGGGGGUUCAUGACCUGCGCGCCGCGCCGCCACGACAAUGGCCGCAACAACAACACCGGCAACCCUCCCAAUCCCAACGACUGCUGCUUCGACGUGUUCGCCGUCUUCUCCGGUAUGGGCACCGUCAGGGUCGAGAGCUGGGCCGGCGGCGGCGGCGGCUGGAAGAGCGUCGAGGAGCAGAGCGGGUUCAGAAUGUCCUGCUGCUGCUGCCCGGUGAUGCACAAGGGGAUGCUCUACUGCCUUGGACAGGAGGGUGCUCUAGGGGUCUACGAUCCCGGCGAGGCGACGUGGAGCGCGCUCCCCAAGCCCGCCGGCUUCGGCCCGGAGCUCGCCUACAAGAAUUGCCACCUCGUCGACUCGCGGUCGGAGCUGCUCGCCGUCCUGACGGGCAGCAAUGGAGCCCCGCCCAUCUACGUGCUGAGGCUCGACGAGGCCAAGAUGGCAUGGAAGAGGGUCAAGUCAUUGGACGGCCAGUCCCUUUUCACCGGAACGACGUCGUCGGUGUCGGUGGCAAAGCCGGCCAUCGAGUCCAUGGCCGACAAGGUGUACCUUCCCAGGCUCUAUGGCCGGCCGCAGGUGAUCCAGGCGGUGCUCGCCGCCUCCGAUGGUCGGCUCUUCUUCGUCGGCAAGGCGGCAGAGCUGGAGCAGCAGGGAUUGGUCACGGCGUCCGGUGGUGGGGUUGACGGCGGCCCCUGGUGCUACGACAUGGAGUCAGACUCCGGCGGACAAUUCCUGGGCUCCAAGACCCUGCUGCAGUCCUUUUGGGCUCAUCUCGGCGGCGCGGCGCCGCCGCUGCCCUCGCCGGAUGAGGAUGACGAUGAUGAUGAUGGAAUGGUUAUAGACUGACCGGCAUCCAUCCAUGAAACUGGUCUUGCCAUGUACAGUAGAAUACACUUGUAAUAAGAUUGUAUUAUGCUUAUCCUACAAAUCAAAAGGAAAAAGAUUGUAGUAUUAUACUUGCAUAUACUAUAUGAUAUUAAGAUUUUUUGAACUA